GAGGAGGAUGACACCUACAGAGAUGCGUGUUCACCGGCGGCGGGGACUGCCGUGGCCAUGUCGGGUUGUGGACCUUUGUACCUCUAUGGCGAGACUGAUGGCUGUGGUGUUGGAGGGGCUAGUUGUGGCGGUGGUUAUGUUGUUUACGACGGGGGGGCACAAUAUCUAUGGCGGACUCUGGCGGCGGCGGAGGAAGACGAUAAAGGUGGCGGCGGUGGUUCUAGUGGCGGCCGAAAGGAUGUCAGAGGCGACAUAAGAAUGGAAGGCGACAGUCGCCAGUGGGCAGCAGUCUAUGAGUCUAGGGUUCUUAGAUCUUCACUUCGAUUUCUCUGCUCCUUGUGCAAUCAAGCCACCAGUAUGGAGGAAGAUAUUGCAGUAAAGUUGGAAUCCUUUCAAUUAUCUGAUCGAGAAAACAAUGACGUCCCUAUUCUCUCAGAGGAUAUACAACACAGUGCGGUGGAAUGUGGCAAAAGUCUAUAUGGUGAGAUCAUUGGACAAAAGAAAGCGCAUUUAGCAAGCAUCCGUAGAGCCAUCAAUCAAAUGUGGCAAAUUAGAUCAUCGGUGAUAGUUAGAGAGCUCAGUCCAAAUUUCUUUUAAUUUAUGUUUUCUUGUAAUGAAGAUAAACUAAAAGUGAGCAAGGGUUGCAAUUGGACAUUCGAAAAUCAAUUCCUAUCCCUAAAAGAAUGGUUUGAAGGAAUCAACGCAGUACAUCCCUGCUUUCAAGAGAUCAAAAUAGGGGUUCAAGCAUGGAAUCUGCCAAGUCACUGGAUAUCAGCAGAAGUGGGGCUGAAAUUGGGCAAAGUCUUUAAAAGAGUCUUGGGUGUUAAUGACCCAAAUGGAGGAGUAUUAGCAGGAAAAUGUGUUAGAAUCCUGGUGGCCUUAGACAUGAAUCUCCCAAUACUCAGAUGCACAAACAUACAAUUGGAUGACCAAAGGAUACAAGUUCUCUUUAAAUAUGAAAGAUUGGCUGGGAUAUGCUAUUAUUGUGGCUGCUUCGGGCAUGGAGAUCGGACUUUUGAUAAAAGGAGUGCUGAUAUAGCUGCUGCCAAGCUCAAGGAAGGCCUUUUUGGGGAAUGGCUUAAGGCAUCUGAUAUCUUUUACCCAUCACCUUCCUCACCUUCAAACUCAAACACCCACCACAACAAUACUCAUUCACCAAAUUUCAGUAAACAAAGUGCCUCAAAUCUAACUGGAUAUCUCAACUCACCCCUACCUAUCCAAUCAGCAAAACCCCCACAACCUAACAUUCAAACACCCACCUCAAUUAACCAACAGAACACCACAUCCCUAACCUUGAUACCGUUACCCAAAUCUCCCUUAUCCAAACCUUCACCUCCUAACACAGAGCCAAUACCAAUGGAACCAGAACCUCACCAUCCCCCAGAAAGGUCUCAGAUGCAAGAACUCAACAUAAUCUUGAGUGACACCACGAAUACCCAAACAAUGGAAAUGAGCAAGGCCAAGAAAACCAAAGGAUAGAAGAGGAGGCCUCAGGUAGGGAUACAAAUUAAAUCUUCCCCUACCUUGAGAUCAGCUAGUGGCAAAAGGCCUAAUGAGGAGAUCACUGACAACAAACCCAAAGAUAUAGAAGAAGUAUCAAGUGAAGGGCAUCAACAAAAGAAAUUGAAAGCUGCAAUAGAGGAGGUGAUGGUGGCCAGCCCUAAAUGGCCCCAAGGUCAUAAAUGAAGGUUGCGGUGUGGAACUGUAGAGGUGUGGGUGGCCCCUCUACAGUUCCCCAGAUCAAGGAGGUAUGGAGACUCCAUCACCCCCACUUUUCUGUUUUUGUCUGAAACGAAAAAAAAAAAAAGAAUAAUUUCCUUAAUACAAUUAGUAGGAAUUUAGGUGUCAAAGAGAAAUGGACCUCUGUGGAACUUGUGGGUAGAAGUGGAGGUCUCUAUCUCUGUUGGGACAACAAUGUACAUAUAUUUAGGAUAAGAGUUCCUUCCGUUUUGAAGUUGAAUUUUGGGAUGAGGUUAAAGAAGUAGUUUGUUGGGUGGUCUUUAUAUAUGCCAGUACAAAUGGGCAGGAAAGACAUGAGCAAUGGGAUUACCUAAACUCAGCUAAAAACAAGUGGGGUCAGUACUAGUUCAUGGCAGGAGACUUCAAUGACAUUGCCCUGCCAGAAGACAAAAAAGGAGGAAGACCAAGAACCAUUCAAUCAUGCAGACCUUUCAAUGAUUUCAUUCAGAACAUGGGAAUGUUGAAAGUGGGAUUGUAAUGCCCCGUUUGACUAUUAAAUAUUUGGCAAUUAUUUAUCAUUAUUUAUUAUUAUUA
Molecule: messenger RNA, 2274 nt
Organism: Striga asiatica
Lineage: Eukaryota; Viridiplantae; Streptophyta; Magnoliopsida; Lamiales; Orobanchaceae
Source: the annotation of a GenBank genome assembly